Molecule: messenger RNA, 339 nt
Organism: Symbiodinium pilosum
Lineage: Eukaryota; Dinophyceae; Suessiales; Symbiodiniaceae
Source: the annotation of a GenBank genome assembly
AUGUGGACACAUGAGCAAGAAGAUGUGACGGAGAGCCUGGGCGAGCUCACAAGAGACAGCUGGCUGCAACGCCUCGACGAAGUGGCGGUGACCCUGCAAGGGGUGCCCGUCUGCACUUCGCCGCAGUCUGCAGAGGUUGCAGUGUGCCCAUCCCUGGCAGUGGCUUACGCAGCUUUGAGCUUUCUUUCUUUGGAGAGGAAGAUCGAGUUCUUCAAAAAGGAGGACUGGGACCUCACAAAGCGUUUGGAGGUCCUGGAGAAACAGAUGGCCGAAGCGCAGGGAAUGGCUCGUGCUCGCAAGGCCCUUGCUGGUGUCUUCCUGGACAAGUCCGACAGCUAG